AUGUCAAUGAGUUGUGUCUGUAGAGAGUUAACGGGUGUUGCUGAAAACACAUGUAUUUACCAGAAUAAGCCGAUGAGAAAGCUGAUCAGAAAAGAGUAUCGAAUGAUGACCGAUGAAGAGCGAGAACGUUUUCAUCAAGCGAUCAAAACGAUGAAAGAGAAUGGAAAAUACAAUGAAAUGGCAUCGAUACAUGAGAGGUAUGGCCAAGUGGGCGGUGUUCAUGCUGGGCCCGCGUUUUUACCCUGGCACAGAGAGUAUUUGAAAAGAAUGGAAUUCGAGUUGAGGCGAAUCGAUCCAGAAAUCUAUAUACCGUAUUGGGACUCAACUCUCGAGGAUCGCUUACCAAGACCUGAAUUCUCAACACUUUUCAGCCCAGAACUGAUGGGAACGGGAACCGGACCGGUGGUUCAUGGACCGUUUGCUGGGUGGAAAGUUAUCAAUGAGUCACGCCCUCUUCUGCGACAAGUUGGUCAACGGAAAGACGCUUCACCGUUCAAGGAUUACGUGCUUGAAUGGUUACUUCAGCGGCAAACGAUUGCCUUUCUUGCCCACACCGCACCAAGACCAGAAUGCCCAUACCCGUAUGAUCGCUCUUCUUUCGAAGCUCUCCAUUCAAGUGUACACUUUUGGGUCGGGGGUGACAUGUACUCUCCAAUGGCUUCUGCAAGUGAUCCAAUUUUCUUUUUGCAUCAUGCGUUUGUCGAUUUCAUUUGGGAAGCCUAUCGACUGAAGAGACAGGAUAGAAGCACUCGAGAGCAAGAAUAUCCGAAUGAUGAUUCGCGCUGCACAUCAGAACGGCAUUUUGUUCAAGCUCCAAUGAUGCUACCACAAUCGGCGAAUGGCGAAAGAAGUAUGACCAAUGGAAAUGGCUUAUCGAAUUUGUACACUGAUGAACUCUAUGAGUAUGCUCCUCGGCCGAAAUGUCAAUCGAUUCAAGGAGGAUGCGGAAGUCGCUUCCUAUUUUGCGAUGUUUCUCAUGGAAGUCCAAGAUGUGCAGCAAAAGUUCGAAUAGGAGGCAGUUGUGAAGGCUUUGACAACGGCGAAGAUGUCUGCUAUCAAUCUUUUUGCUACGAAAAAAUGUGCUUGUCUCUAGAGAAUCUAAGCAUCACCGAAACAUCGACGACUUUAGCUACUUUAACGACAACUUUAAAACCAUCAAAUGAAUCCAUUAAAUCAAAGAAUACAAGUUGCUUUAACCAAUAUGAGUGUUGCUCUGAGUGGGCAAAGAAUGGUGGCUGUGAAUGGAAUGUGACAUACAUGGAAACUGCUUGCCCGGUCUCGUGCAAGCAUUGUAAACCAAAGGAUUCAAUAGCGGAUGACUGUUCUGAUCGUCAUCCAUCGUGCGCUGAUUGGGUGAUCAAUGGAGAGUGUGCAAAAAAUCCUUUUUGGAUGACCGAGAAUUGCCGACAAAGUUGCAUGCGCUGCGGGAAAACACGUGCCGAGGCUUGCUCGAGUCGGAAAUUGGUGGAGACAGCAGAUAACGCGACAGAGACUAUUGCUCGUGCUCAAUGCAAACCGAUGACUGAUUGCUAUAACAAGUACCCAUGCUGUCCGUACUGGGCACUUCAAGGCGAAUGCACGAGUAAUCCCGAUUUUAUGAUCUGCAACUGUCGGGUCUCGUGUGCAGUUUGUAAACCGACGAAUCAUCCAUUGGGAGCUUGCAUGGAUUAUCAUAAUCAAUGCUCGAUUUGGGCACAACGAGGGGAUUGCAGUCGAAAUCCGUGGAUGGAGGAGAACUGUCGAUCGAGCUGUCAAACGUGUUUCUCGCGUUUUGAUCUGCAAACACUUUGCGGAUCAUCGACCGCAGGAAUUGGACUUAUUGCGGAUAAACGCCAGCCUAUGCAGCAACAAAUGACACAAAACCGGGACCAAAAUGGCUUUAAUUCGUGGAUUGGUGGUGGCUGGGAAGGGAAUGGAUGGAGU
This is a messenger RNA of Mesorhabditis belari, 1923 nucleotides long. The record is from the annotation of a GenBank genome assembly. NCBI's taxonomy places the organism in Eukaryota, Metazoa, Nematoda, Chromadorea, Rhabditida, Rhabditidae.